Molecule: messenger RNA, 1227 nt
Organism: Vitis riparia (riverbank grape)
Lineage: Eukaryota; Viridiplantae; Streptophyta; Magnoliopsida; Vitales; Vitaceae
Product: LEAF RUST 10 DISEASE-RESISTANCE LOCUS RECEPTOR-LIKE PROTEIN KINASE-like 2.7
Exons: 2
Coding region: 169-1227 (352 amino acids)
Molecular function (GO): polysaccharide binding
Source: RefSeq, a predicted model, not a curated record
AUCUACAAAAUGUGUUCUCUAUCUACAUUGAUUUAUAUUUAUUUACACCAUUUAGCGCAUUGAUUUAUAUUUUUCUUGCUGAUCUUAGUACUAGUCCAUGUUCCCAGGGUUCUGAGCAAGAAUGAUGAGUAUUACGUCAACUGCGGCAUUCAAGUCAGGUGCGCUAAUAUGGAAAUCAGCUACCCUUUCUGGGGAGGGAAGCGCCCUAAUUACUGUGGGCACCCAGGCUAUGAGCUGAAAUGUAAUGGUGAUGCCCCAGAGCUAACAAUGAUGGAUGUGAGUUACCGAGUCCUGGACAUCAAUACCUCAUCCCAAAACGUGACCGUUGCUAGGGCUGAUUACUGGAACGAUUAUUGUCCUGACAAAUACAUCAAUACCACUCUGGAUGCUGCCCUCUUUAAUUAUACUUCCACCUUCCCCAACCUCACGCUCUACUACGACUGUCCCUCAGGUGUCCGACGGUAUCCCAACUCCUUCACUUGCAGUGACACUAACACCAAUAUCAGUGUCUUCUACACAGCAACUGGGAGUGAUGCAAUAACGGUGACUUGCAUGGACAAUGUCACGGUUCCAAUCUUCCAGUCAGCGGCCGACGACAUAGAGAACGGUCUAGCAGGUUCAAUAAAUCUAGCAAUUGCAAUGAGUCUUCUCGGAGAAGCUCUCGCUGGUGGUUUUGGGUUGGAAUUGGUCGCCAUUAAUAAUAGUUUGUGCGAAGGAUGCGUCGGAUCCGGUGGGCAGUGCGGCUACAACGCCACUUCCAAUGAAUUUGCUUGCUUUUGCCCGGAUAUGCUUUAUCCCUCCACUUGUCCAAACAAUACGAACACGGGAUUGUGUGAGGCCUGUGUUGCAUCCGGUGGGCGCUGCGACUACAACUGGACUUCCAACGAAUUCACAUGCAAUUGCUCUGGUAUUCCUUAUGCCGUCACUUGUCCAAACAAUACAAACACAUCAUUGUGCAAGGAAUGUGUUGCAUCCGGUGGGCAGUGCGGCUACAACGGGACUUCCAACGAAUUCGCAUGCAAUUGCUCUGAUAUUCCUUAUGCCAUCACUUGUCCGAACAAUACAAACACAUCAUUGUGUAAGGCAUGCUUUUGUCGGGGUAUGCUUCAUCCAUCCACCUGUCCAAAAGAUGCAGCCAAGGUGUCCAUGUACACACAUCUUUAUGCGCCGAGAACGAGCAAUACCUCAACUGCAGCACACCGGUUCAAUGCGCCAAUAUGGAGAUAA